UGCCGACAGAAGAACCAAAUAUUCUUUCUUAGGGAUUAGACGAACCUUUGAAAGAAACAUGUUCAAGUUGUCCUGAUAUUUAAGUGAUAUAUUAUUCUCCAUUUGAUCCUCGGAAGUCACAAACCAAGCGAGUUUAUUGUCAAACCAAUAUGGCGGAGCAUCUCGAGUUGGUAGCUGAGAUUCCGAAAGUUGAGAAACUCACUGUUCAAGAACGUCUUGAGUAUGCCAAAAAAAGACGAAAGCAGCAACUUAGGAGAUGGGAAAGGGAGAAGGAUUCUGAUUAUGGUCCACCACCAAGAAAGAAGAAAUUAACAAGUAAACCCGUGACGUUUCAACCUCAAUUUAUGCUUCUUGACGCUUCUACAAGAGGAGAUGUUGAUGAAGUGAAAAAGAUGCUUGAAAACGGUGUCGACCCCAAUAUAAGUAAUGAUGAUGGUUUGACAGCCUUGCAUCAAGCGUGCAUUGAUGGCUGCGAAGAGAUCAUCGACAUUUUGUUAGAAAAUGGAGCUCAAUUAGAUAGUGUUGACAGAGAAUUAUGGACUCCACUUCAUGCUGCUGCAGCCUGCGGUAAUGAUGAUAUUGUGGAAUAUCUUUUGGAUCAGGGUUCAAAUAUUGUAGCAAUAAAUGCUGAUGGAAACAUGGCAAUUGAUUUGGUUGAUGACGAAAAUGAAGAACUAAGAGAGAUUUUACAAGCUGAGAUGGAGGAACAAGGAUUCACCGAAGAAAAACUGAAUGAAUUAAAAGAUCAGAUGGAACAAGUAAUGCUGUCAGAGUUAAAGAUGAAAGUUGAAGAAAAUGAAGACUUUGAUUUGGAUAUGCUCAAUGAACAGGGAGCAACAAUGGCCCACAUUGCAGCAGCCAAUGGAUAUGAAGAGGUACUGGAGUUUCUUUUAGAACAAGGAGCCUCCAUUGAUAUUGCUGAUAAAGAUGGUUGGCAGCCUAUUCAUGGAGCUGCUGUCUGGGGAAAUGAAGUUACAGUUGAAAUGCUUGUUGAAAAUGGUGCUGAUUUAGAUGCUAAGACAAAUACAGGAGACACACCUCUCACACUUUGCGAGGAUCCUGAACUACAGCAGUUUCUUGUUGAUCUGAAGAAAAAAGUGAAAACAAAUAAAGCUAAAUCAUCAAAGAGAAAACGCAGUAAUUCACGAUCGUUAUCAGUCAAAAGAACUAGUCUUAAAGACAAGAUUAUUAUUUCCCAAAAUGAAGCCAAAGCUGAAGCUAUUUUGCGUGUUCAUCCACAGUUAGCAUUCCUUUUGCCAAAAAAUUCUGAAUUGAAAAAUAGUGAAACAAAACCUAUGGAAACAACUCCAGCAGCAACWGAAGCACAACCAACACAAAACUCWACCACCACAAACACAAGAGAACCAAACCCUAAUACCACAACAGAACAAAAAUCUGUCAGCARCACUUCAAGUCUAAAGAGAGAAAAACAGAAAGAAAAUAUUGAUCCUGAAGAGAAAAUCAAUGCUGUUAUUUCUACUCGAGUAAAAAACAAAGACAUUGUUGACCCUUCAACAAGUAAUAGUGAGGUAAAAACAMAGGAAACCACACACAUUGAUGAGAAAAAAUCGACCUUUAAAAUCACUAUUAAAACUCGUAAAACAAGCAUGGAUGAGAAGCCAGCCAUGGAAGCAAAACCAGAUGUUACUAUGGGAACCAAAGAUGCAGUAACAAACCAUAAACUACCAUAUGAUAAACAUGCUGACCACCAAUCACGACACCAGGAAUCCAAACCYGAUGUUACCAUGGGAACACAGCAUGUCCAUGACAACCAUAUGCCUAUUGAACCUCAACAACAACACAAGCAACCUAGGCCUGAUGUCACCAUGGUAACCAAGCCCUCMACUUUGCCUCGUGAUGCUUCAAGUUUUAAAUCAGAGUUGACCAGUCAUAACAGUAACCUUGCAAUGCGGUCCUCUAGUGAUGCCAAUCUAGCAGCAGCAAGAACAAAYAGAACGCCGGGACACAAAACAUCUGGGACUUUUUCUUCAUYGUCYGGAGAGCCAACCAACUCGAGCCUUGGCAACCUAUCCGGUUCAAAGGAUGGUGAUCUGGGUAAACCSCCUAAGUCCACUAAGACACGCCAUGCCCCAGCCCCUCCYCCMAUCRCAAAGUCUUCAGGGAGUCUAAGCCGAAGUCACGAACCAGCUGAUACUUCUGGCUACCCUGACUCGUUCAGCAAGAGAUCUCGUAGUUCAAGAGAAAAUAUUCUCGAUGUGGUUGCUACAGGACGCCUCGCAUCGCCUACUCACAAGACAGUCACACCAAAUGAUGUUCAACUAGAGCCUGACCCACCCAACAAACAGAUAAACGAUCCACAACCCAAAAAACCAAGCCAACUACAAAACAAUAAAUCAAACCAAACGAUAAACAACUCAACAAAACCCAACCAACCACAACCCACACAAGAAAAGAACAAUUCAGCGCAAGUCCCUCUCAGGCAAAAGAAAGGUAAACAGCAGGAACAACCUCGAGAGAGUUACAGGAGAAGAAGUAGUAGUGAAAAUAUYGCGUCUGUUACAAACAUUCAUGUCAAAGAUGACGAAGAACAAGAGAAGAAAACGUGUUGUGUGUUGAUGUGAUUUUCCACCUUCAUGAUAAGGUGUUUUAGUAGAUUACUAUUUUGAAGUGCAGAAUAAAAUGCUACAAUAUUUCUUGUACAUACCGUUUACARGACGAUUCUUAUAGUAAAGUUUCGAGUAAAAAUUUCAUUUUCUAUAGGGUUAGGGAAAUCAUUUUCUAAUAAAAUUGAUGGAAUUUUUGCUGA
This is a messenger RNA of Exaiptasia diaphana, 2767 nucleotides long. RefSeq names its product protein phosphatase 1 regulatory subunit 12A. The record is from RefSeq and is a predicted model, not a curated record. Lineage: Eukaryota; Metazoa; Cnidaria; Anthozoa; Actiniaria; Aiptasiidae. Gene Ontology annotation, molecular function: phosphatase regulator activity; protein binding; enzyme inhibitor activity. Gene Ontology annotation, cellular component: cytoplasm. Bases 150 to 2582 code for a protein of 810 amino acids. The transcript is spliced from 10 exons.